Heterotrigona itama is the source of this 966-nucleotide messenger RNA. NCBI's taxonomy places the organism in Eukaryota, Metazoa, Arthropoda, Insecta, Hymenoptera, Apidae. The record is from the annotation of a GenBank genome assembly.
AUGGCUUCCUCAAGACGUUUCAAACUGUUGUUUUACGCUCUUGGCAUUUUUGUAUGUUAUUUUCAUUUUGGCAUGUUGCAAGAGAAGAUCACACGAGGACAAUACGGAGAUGAAAAGAGCAGUGAAAAAUUUACGUAUAUGUUUACGUUAGUUUUCUUCCAGUGUCUAAUUAAUUAUUUAUUUGCUAAGACUAGUUUAUUAACGAUUAUGAAACAGGGCGAGGAUACUACUCCAAAAACUUAUUACGCACUCUCUGCCCUCACUUAUUUACUUGCCAUGGUGUGCAGUAAUAUGGCAUUACAAUUUGUCAGUUAUCCAACACAAGUGAUUGGAAAAGCUGGUAAACCGAUUCCUGUGAUGAUACUCGGUGUACUACUGGGGAACAAGGUUUAUCCAAUUAGGAAGUACUUGUUUGUAUUCUUAAUAGUUAUUGGCGUAGCUUUAUUUAUGUACAAAGACGUGAAUCCAUUGAAAAAACAUUCCGAGGGACAAACGGGCUUUGGAGAACUAUUGUUAUUACUUUCAUUGACAAUGGAUGGUUUAACUAGCGCUGUACAAGAAAGAAUGAGAUCUGAACACAAUCCGAAAUCUGGUCAUAUGAUGUUGAAUAUGAAUGGCUGGUCUGUGAUGUUUAGUGGCAUAGUCAUCCUAGUCUCUGGAGAGCUUGUAGAAUUUAUUCAGUUCUUACAGAGAUACCCUUUUACCAUAUGGCAUAUAACUACCUUUUCCAUAGCAGGAGCGUUCGGACAAUACUUUAUAUUUCUCACCGUUGCGGAAUUUGGUCCAUUACCAUGUUCUAUUGUAACUACGACUAGAAAAUUCUUUACAGUCUUAGGUUCAAUACUUAUCUUUGGUAAUAGUCUGACCUCUAGACAAUGGUUAGGUACGUUUAUAGUAUUUUCGGGGCUGCUUCUAGAUGCAAUGUAUGGUAAAGACAAGUCUUCUAGAAAAGAUGUAACGAAGUAG